AUGCAGAACGGUCAAGGCGGCAAUGCGCCGCAAGUACUCAGACCGAAGGGAUACAACAAGCUGGCCAUCCUGAUGGGCAGAAACCCUCAAGUCGCUAUCCUGCGUCGUUUCGGUGCGCUAAACAUGUUGAAUCUCCUGUACCUUCAAGCAGAAUUGUCCGAACUGGAAAGAAAGUUCGAAACAGCCUACCUGGACGACGCUGUGUCAAAUAAAGCCGAUGUGCGAGAAUUUUGUAAAAGUAUGGUGGCUCUACGAAGUUCGAAGGACGGUCCGAAUGGUGAUCAAUUGGAGCAGUUGCUUGUCAUACAAGACAAGCUCGAGAAGUACAAUGCUGCCCUCGUUCAAGUAGCCGAAGUCUCCAAGCUACGGCAUGCGGACGACCGUAGACUAUUUGAUCUGCAGACAUGGCUGGAAGAUUCAGAUCUCGGUGGAGACUUCCUCCAGGCUACUGAAGCACAGACGUGGACCAAGCGACAUGAGAGCGAUCUUGCAGUACUGGAGGGUCCACCAGAAGAAGAAGAGUCGCUCUUGCCGGCUUUGUCGGAACUACCUCUCAACCUGAUACAUUGCUGCCUGGGCAGUAGAGGAAGUCGCAGAAGGAAGCCUGAUGAAGAGACGGGGGUGUUCCAGUACGAUGAUGACGGCUUGAGAAGACUCAACAAGCUCAUUACUACAACGAUAGCGUCACUCCUGCCGGUCAUUGCCAUCGUCGUCCUUUAUGCCGUGCAAGGGACAUGGCGUCGCAUAUAUGUCACGAUCGGGUUCACAAGUUGCUUUGGCAUGGCUCUAGCGAUGACUUCGGCGAAAGUGUCCGAAAUAUUCGCUGCCACUGCGGCUUUCGCGGCCGUCGAGGUUGUCUUCAUCGGAAGUGUUAGCAAUGGUGCGGGCGGAUAG
This is a messenger RNA of Recurvomyces mirabilis, 894 nucleotides long. RefSeq lists its product as uncharacterized. The transcript has 4 exons. Bases 1 to 894 code for a protein of 297 amino acids. The record is from RefSeq and is a predicted model, not a curated record. Lineage: Eukaryota; Fungi; Ascomycota; Dothideomycetes; Mycosphaerellales; Teratosphaeriaceae.